AUGCCGACCCUCAAAGACAAAAACGGCGAACCGAUUCACGAAGGAGACCAUGUUUUUGCCCGCUCGCGAGGCGGCAGACAUGAGGGGGAGGUGGAGAAGGUUGUGACGACGGAGAAGGAGGCAGAGAAGGAAGGGGUGAAGCACCCUCCUAAGGUGCUGUUUACGGAUCAGCACGGACAUCAUGUGCAGCAUAAUCCUGAGGCGUUGCAGCAUGGGGUGUAUAAGAAGGCUAAGUAG
Molecule: messenger RNA, 237 nt
Organism: Podospora anserina S mat+
Lineage: Eukaryota; Fungi; Ascomycota; Sordariomycetes; Sordariales; Podosporaceae
Exons: 2
Coding region: 1-237 (78 amino acids)
Source: RefSeq, a predicted model, not a curated record